This is a messenger RNA of Mercurialis annua (annual mercury), 1517 nucleotides long. RefSeq lists its product as uncharacterized. NCBI's taxonomy places the organism in Eukaryota, Viridiplantae, Streptophyta, Magnoliopsida, Malpighiales, Euphorbiaceae. The record is from RefSeq and is a predicted model, not a curated record. The transcript is spliced from 2 exons. The coding region runs from base 60 to 830 and encodes 256 amino acids.
UAAUUGGCACUUCUACUUCUCUUAAUUGUCUUUGCGAUUUAGGUGCAAGUAUAAAUCUAAUGCCGUUGUGUCUUUUCAGGAAAAUAUGUGGAAACCAACCGAUAAAACAAACUUCCAUGAUGCUCCAAUUGGCCGACCAUUCGCUCAAGAGACCUCACGGGGUUGCGGAAGACGUGCUAGUAAAAGUGGGCAAGUUCAUCUUUCCGGUGGACUUUGUUGUGCUUGAUUAUGCGGUCGACAAAGAUUGCCCCAUGAUUCUCGGGCGUCCUUUUUUGAAUACGGGGAGAGCAUUGGUUGAUGUUAAUGGGGGGAAGAUAACAUUAAGAAUGAAUGAUGAGAGCAUGGUGUUUGACAUCAAGCAUGGCAAAAGCAAGUGUGAGGAGGAGAAAUGCAUGAAGAUUGAUACUAUUGAGCCCACAUUGCAUGUGCCUAUGAAGGAGGUUCCUAUGAAAGAACCCGAGGUUGUGUGUGCAAAAAUCAAGACAACACCUCAUGUCAAGCCACGCAAGGGAAAACCAAGACGUUGGGCAUCAUGGAAGUUGAAGCUCAACGGGAUAGCAACCGCAAGCAAGAGACAGAUAUGCACGGAAGUUGCUACUCUUGGUGAGUACGUCCAAGUUCGAACCUCUCAAGCACAUUCACAAGCGGGGAAGUUGAUUUCUAAGUGGAGCGGGCCGUUUAAAACACGGCGCAAAUUGGAUAAUGAUUUGAUUGAGUUGGGGGGGGCCAAUGGAGAUGUUUUUAAGGUGCUUGGAGAAUGGUGCAAACCAUAUCCUAGAGUGUUGAUCGAUGAAAGUCGCGAGCAAGUCGCUCUUUUUGAUCCUCCAUGAUUUUGAGGAUCGAUAGUCGAGCUUUCGACUUAAAACAAGCGCACUUGGGAGGCAUUCCCAAGAGGUACUUGGGAGCAUUGCGGAAGCAUUUUGGUACAAAAGAUGGAAAAGUCGACGGAAAAGAGGCGAAAGCUCAUUUGCAAGUCUGAAAAUCCGACCCCGCUGCACUAAUUGGCAAAUUGGAACCAGCUAUAAGCCUCAAAUGAAUUUGUGUUCUUCAUGAAAGUUGAAGUAGACGUCCCAAGCUUUCCAACGGUUCAAGAAUCGACUCAAUCGGACAUUUCUACGCAAAGUUAUGAAGUUUUGCAGAUCGGAGCUGAAACCGUAAUGCCAAGCUCGAAUCGAGCUCACCAAGGCCAAGAGGGAGCUCGAUUCGAGCUCACCACUCUGAGUUCCAGAAAUUCAAGCUCGAAUCGAGCUUGAGGAGCAAAAAAUCAAGCUCGAUUCGAGCUUAGGCUUGUGUAAAGGGGGAAAUUUGAUUUCAAAUGCUUCAAGGCUUGAUUCUCUUUGCUUCUUUGGGCCAAACACUCCUUGAGUGAAUGUUUUUCUUUCCUCUUUUGUAAACAUAUAAAAACCCUUUUAUCUCUAUUUUAGGUUAUGUGAUGAUUUGGUAGAGAAUUGUUAGACAUCUCAUUAUUGUAGUAACACUUUCUCUCUAGCUUUAAAUCAUUGUUCUUAUUGUUCUUA